AUGUCUUCCUCUUCCUUACCCAUCGCUGUCGACCCUGUCGCCUUGGUGACAACAGAAUGCAUCACCGUCACAUCUGCCAUGCGGAAAAAUGCCCGCUGGGCUCACUCCUCAGUGUCUGCUAUUCUGGGCAGUAGUGUGGUUUCUCGUGUCUAUGACCGGGAUACCUCCGCGCCAUCUAGUCCCCGCAACGGGAAUACACCUCCCCGUCCGAGGUCCAGACUCUCGACUGGGGACGAGGAUCAUGCUCUUGCAAAUCGCUGGGGGCUGAGGGGGAAGAAAGGCAAGAGCAUUCAGGAUAACCCUCUUAUUUCAGCUUUCACUCGGUUGCGAAGUGAUCUCAAGGAUUGCAAAGACAUCAAAACUUUCGAUGCUCCCGCCCUCCUCCAUCCUUUCCUCCAAGUCGUUCGUUCCUCCUCCACCUCCGCCGCAAUCACUUCUCUCUCCUUGGUUGCCUUGACCAAGUUCUUUUCCUACAAAAUUAUUGACCGCGAUUCGCCCCGGAUUUCCAUGGCCAUGCAACUUCUUUCAGCUGCAAUCACCCACUGUCGCUUCGAGGCCAGUGAUUCCGCUGCCGAUGAGAUCGUCCUAUUGAGGAUCCUAAAACUGAUGGAGGGAAUGUUAUCGGGGCCCGAGGGCGAAUUGCUGGGAGAUGAGAGUGUCUGCGAGAUGAUGGAAACCGGGUUGAGCAUGUGUUGUCAGGGUAGACUCUCGGAGGUCCUCCGAAGGUCCGCUGAAAUAGCAAUGGUCAACAUGUGUCAGGUUAUAUUCAUGCGCCUAUCGGGAUUGGAUGUCCCCGAUUCAUCGGACCCGGGGACUCACAUAAUAAUACACCACGCAGAUGAGGCGGAGCAGCCUAAUAUUAAGAUGGACCCUUCCGUUGACGGAGACACGGUGACGUCCCAGCAUCCUUCUGUCAUGGGCUCAGAUACUGCCGUGGCGGACCGUGAACACACAACAAGCAGAGAUGGCUCCCCGGAUCAGGCGCCCAAUGGUAAUGCGGUCGCUGCCCCGCCCAAUCCCCAAGAUGAUGCCGGAGACGAAGUUAACCCAUAUUCUUUACCUUCUAUACGGGAAUUGUUUCGCGUGCUGAUCGACCUCCUGGACCCGCACAACCGCCAACAUACUGAUCCGAUGAGGGUGAUGGCAUUGAGGAUUAUAGAUGUGGGGCUAGAAGUGGCAGGACCUUCUAUUGCUAGGCAUCCUAGCCUGGCAUCCCUGGCGCAAAAUGAUCUUUGCCGACAUCUCUUCCAACUAGUGCGGUCGGAGAAUUUGGCAAUCCUUACGGGCUCUCUUAGGGUGGCCGGGACUUUGCUUUUAACUUGCCGUCCGGUUCUAAAGCUCCAGCAAGAACUCUAUCUAUCGUACCUGGUUGCCUGCCUUCACCCAUGGGUCGAUAUACCCCGAGAACCUGGCAUUGACCCUGCUCUUUAUAAUGGAGUACCCCAGGCACCUAAAUUAGUCAGCGGGCGAUCCACCCCCGUGCCCGUGAAGGAUCGACAGACACUGGGCCUGGAAGGAGGCUCUAGAAAACCCGAAACGCGAGAGGCCAUGGUUGAAAGUAUUGGAGUCUUGGCCCGGAUCCCAAGUUUCAUGGUCGAACUUUUCGUCAACUAUGACUGCGAAGUUGACCGAGCCGAUCUGUGUGAGGACAUGGUCGGCCUGUUGUCCCGGAGCGCUUUCCCUGAUUCCGCAACCUGGAGCACUACCAAUGUGCCUCCGCUUUGCCUAGACGCCCUUCUUAGCUAUAUACAGUCCAUUUAUGAUAGGCUCGAUGAUGAGCCUGUUACUGAGGGGUUUCCAUCCAACGAGCGCCUGAAAACCCAACGAAAAACGAAGAAGCUUGUUGUGCAAGGCGCUCAAAAGUUUAAUGAAGACCCAAAGGGUGGAAUCGCCUAUCUUGCAUCCCAUGGGGUUAUUGAGAAUCCUGAUGAUCCCCUUCAGGUGGCUCGCUUCCUGAAAGGUACCACCAGGCUGUCAAAGAAGGUCCUCGGUGAAUUCAUCUCGAAACGAGCGAAUGAAGAUCUUCUCAACGCCUUUGUGGAUCUCUUCGACUUUUCCGGCAAGACAGUCGUUGAGGGAUUGCGCGACUUGCUCGGAGCUUUCCGCUUGCCUGGCGAAUCCCCUCUCAUUGAGCGGAUCAUUACGACCUUCACCAACCAGUUCAUCCAGAAAUCACACCCUCCUGAGGUUGCCGAUAAGGACUCGCUGUUUAUCUUAACCUAUGGCAUCAUUAUGCUCAAUACCGAGCUAUAUAACCCGAAUAUUAAGUCUCAAAACCGUAUGUCCUGUAACGAUUUCGCGCGAAACCUCCGAGGGGUGAAUGCGGGUCAAGAUUUUGCUCCCGAGUUUCUGCAAGGGAUCUAUGACUCAAUCAAGCAGAAUGAGAUUAUCUUGCCUGAUGAGCAUGAUAACAAGCAUGCAUUUGACUUUGCCUGGCGAGAACUGCUAGUAAAAUCAGCUUCGGCAGGGGAAUUAGUAGUGGGUCAGACUAACAUCUAUGACGCAGAGAUGUUCGAGGCUACUUGGAAACCUGUAGUCGCCACACUCGCGUAUGUUUUUAUGUCUGCUUCGGAUGACGCCGUGUACUCCCGGGUUAUCAUGGGAUUCGAUCAAUGCGCUCAGAUUGCGGCCCGCCAUGGGCUGACGGAGGCGUUCGAUCGCAUAAUCUUCUGCCUCGCUUCAAUUAGUACUCUAGCCACAGGUACUCCUCCCAGCACAGCGCUUAACACUGAAGUCCAGGCUGGAAAGAAGAGUGUGAUGGUUAGCGAGCUGGCUGUGAAAUUUGGCCGGGAUUUUAGAGCGCAGUUGGCUACCGUCGUUCUAUUCCGGUUGUUGACAAACAGCGAGCUUGCUGUGCAGCAGGGCUGGGACCAUGUUGUUCAAAUUCUCCGAAACCUCUUCGUCAAUUCUCUUAUUCCGCCAUUUGACUCUCGUCUGAAUGCCGACCUCGACAUUCCACCCAUUCCGUUGCAGACCCCAUCCCAAGUCGUGGACCGUGAUGGUCGAGGAAAUGAGACUGGAUUACUGUCUGCCUUCACAUCUUAUCUAUCCAGCUACGCAGCCGACGAUCCUCCGGAGCCAUCUGACGAAGAACUUGACAACACAUUGUGCACGGUAGAUUGCGUAACAGCGUGCUCGAUCAAUGACCUCUUGUGCAACAUUCGUUCCCUGCCCUUGCAGUCUGUGGCGGUGUUAGUCGAGUCACUACUGGCACAAUUGCCUGAAGAAAGUGCGCCUGCGGUCAUCGUGGUGAAGCCUGAACGACCACUUCCAUCCUCCAGGGCCUCAAAUGUCAAACUUGAUCCCAGUAGGAUCCAAUAUGAUCCUGGGAUGAUGUAUCUAUUGGAGUUGGCUACCAUUCUUACUCUUCGUGAUCAGCAAACCAUUGAAACCCUUGGUGAGCGACUCUUGUCUGCAUUGCAAGGUUUCAUUCGAGAUGCUCGGAACCUGCAUUCUCUGGCACUGUCAAGGGUCACUUCCUACUUGUUGAAUUUGCUGCGACUAAGCCAUGAUCAACCCUUCAUGCGGGUCCCCGUCAUCCUUCACGGUAUUUCCGGCUUCGAUCAAGAUAUACUCGAGAGUGUUGCAAUCCCUACAAUCAAAGGACUAUCACGGUGCAUCUCCGAUGGAGGCCUCCUCCGAAAUGAGAUCACUGUCUCACCCGACUUUUGGUCCAUUCUCCAACGACUGCAUCAGCAUAAGGAGGCGGCACCUUUGGUAUUUGGCCUUCUCCAAACUGUUGUUGAGUCGACGCCUCCAAUUGUAACGGCGGACAAUUAUGAAUCUGCUGUCAGCCUUGCAAAUGAUUUUGUUAGUGCCGGGAGUGUGGGUUACAUUGAAGAGAGACAAAGGGAUACGCGCACACGACGCCCUAAAGGGGUUAAACAACAGAAAGCCAGUGAAAAUGAAGUUGUUUCACGUGGCAUUACAGCCAUUGGUCUUAUAUACCAUCUGACAGGACGAGCUCCCGCGUUGAUCAACCAGUCGCAUCUCGAGGAAAACGAAGCCUGGUCAGCGUACUGGUCGCCCAUCUUCCAUUCCUUGACCUCCCAGUGUAUCAACCCCUGUCGAGACAUCAGGCAUCAUGCAGUGUCGACUUUACAGGGGUCACUUUUGUCUGUCGAGAUCAGCUCCGACAAGGAGUGGGCAGCCAUUUUCGACCAGGUUCUUUUCCCACUUAUCCUGCGCCUUCUGAAGCCUGAGGUCUAUCAUGCAGAUCCACGUGGGAUGAGUGAGACCCGAGUUCAAGUCGCAACUUUGGUUUGUAAGAUUUUCCUGCGUUAUCUAGACCAGGUUCCCGACGCUGAAGGAAUGCUGGAUCUGUGGCUCAAGAUCCUAGAUGUUCUCGAUCGCAUGAUGAACAGCGGUCAAGGUGAUAGUCUUGAGGAAGCGAUCCCAGAAAGUAUCAAGAACAUCAUCCUGGUUAUGGCCGACGUAGGCUAUCUUGUUCCACCAUCCCAAGACGCGAGUAAGGAAAAGAUCUGGGCCGAGACAAAGAAACGCCUAGACAGGUUUUUGCCGGAACUUUUCAAGGAGAUAUUCCCUGAAGAACCACCAAAGGAGACAACCCCAGCGCCAUCCCCUGUUUCGUCUCCUGCUGCAGCGCCCCAAGAGAACUCCAUUAAUGAAAAGAAAGAGGACGAGGCGGAGGAGGCCAAGGAGGAGCCUCCUAGCCCUUCCGAACCCGCUGGAGAUGACACCAAUAAUGAAUCAAGCAAUCCUUGA
Messenger RNA from Aspergillus ochraceoroseus IBT 24754, 4725 nucleotides. RefSeq lists its product as uncharacterized. The coding region runs from base 1 to 4725 and encodes 1574 amino acids. Gene Ontology annotation, molecular function: guanyl-nucleotide exchange factor activity. Gene Ontology annotation, biological process: regulation of ARF protein signal transduction. The transcript has 5 exons. The record is from RefSeq and is a predicted model, not a curated record. Lineage: Eukaryota; Fungi; Ascomycota; Eurotiomycetes; Eurotiales; Aspergillaceae.